AUGGAUUAUUCGUCUUCUUCGAGGAGUCGAAAAUCCAGGACUUCUUCGUCUUCUUCCAGGAGUCGAAAAGCCAGGACUUCUUCGUCUUCUUCGAGGAGUCGCUCCCCGAGGGCCAAGCAGAAAGCGUCUUCCAGUGGUGCCCAAAGGUCCAGGCCAUCUCCGCUACGUGGGCGGCUGUGGGGUUUUGACGUGAACAAGUAUGAUGGAAAUUGGAAAGGGGCGACGGUCGAUUUCUUCAGGCGGUUGCAACGUUCUGACCCUAAAGAUCCUCCGUUUGGGACCUAUCAUACAGUGAGGGAUGAGGAUGGCCUCUAUCAUUCCACGCUGCAACUCACUGACAAAGCUCGAGCAGCUGCCCGUCUGAAAAAAUUGCAAUACAAAGGAGAAGGGGCGCGUACCAUAAAAGCAGCAGAGCUAUCAGCAACUCGUGUGCUUUGGGAUGAUCCCUGUAUAAGGGAGCAAGCCGCAAAGCUGCGGCAGCGGCUGAAAGCUGCCCUGACCAUGGUUCACACGUUUUGCCUGGCCAUUGAUUUCUGCCUUUGGAAGUUCACAUUGUCACCCCAGGAUGUGAAGAAUUGGCCAGCUUAUCUCCUGACGUUGCUCAAAGGUUUUGACUCGGACAUUUCUCAUCAGGCGAGCAUCAGAGAAGCAAUUGAGUGGCGCGCGCGGUGGAAGGACGAGGAGAAGGAAGUGCUUCGUCAGGCGUUGGGGGAGAUGCAGGAGGAGGGAAAGGACUUGCCACCUGUGAAGCGACCUUUGAACAAACUCUUACGUUUCUUUACUGGCUCUUUCAAGCAGCCUGUAGAAGGAUGCCUCGAAAGCUCUCACAAGUUGAAAGAGAUGAUUGCAGAGUCCGUGGUCUCAGAGGAUUUUGCCAUCGAGUAG
Cladocopium goreaui is the source of this 885-nucleotide messenger RNA. The record is from the annotation of a GenBank genome assembly. NCBI's taxonomy places the organism in Eukaryota, Dinophyceae, Suessiales, Symbiodiniaceae.